CGACGGAGCGCACAGAUGGGGUGGCUCAACCUGCCGGCGUGCCUGCGCUGCGGCCAGAAGGAGGAAUUCACAUUGUCCACAGAGAAAAUUGCUGACAAAGAUGAGGAGAAUGCUGAGCGGGGCAACUGGUCAAGCAAAACGGACUAUCUGCUGUCUAUGGUCGGCUACGCCGUUGGUCUGGGCAAUGUAUGGCGGUUUCCCUACCUGACCUAUCAGAAUGGAGGAGGGGCCUUCUUGAUACCCUACACCAUCAUGCUGGCUCUGGCCGGGCUGCCUUUGUUCUUCAUGGAAUGCUCCCUUGGGCAGUUUGCCAGCUUAGGACCCAUUUCCAUCUGGAGGAUUCUACCCCUUUUACAAGGAGUGGGAAUCACAAUGGUGCUGAUUUCAACAUUUGUGACCAUCUACUACAACGUCAUCAUUGGCUACAGCCUCUACUAUUUAUUUGCCUCUUUCCGAAGUGAGCUCCCUUGGGCGAGCUGUGACCCGGAAUGGGCUGACGAACUAUGCAGCAAGACUGCAAUUGUGCUCUCGUGCAAUGCCACACAGAACGAUGGCACCAUUAUCCAUGCCAACUACUCUUGGGUCCAAAGCCAGAACCUCACCUGCCUCAAUGAAACCUCAAAGUUUGCAGACACCCAGGUUCCCAGUGAACAAUAUUGGAACAAAAAGGCUCUACAGCGUUCGUCUGGCUUAGAUGAAACGGGGCAGAUCGUGUGGUACUUGGCCCUCUGCCUUCUCCUUUCAUGGCUGAUUGUGGGAGCAGCUUUGUUCAAAGGCAUUAAAUCUUCAGGAAAGGUUGUCUACUUCACAGCGAUCUUCCCCUAUGUCAUCCUCAUUGUGCUUUUGGUACGAGGCGCCACACUGGAAGGUGCCCAUGAGGGCAUUGAGUAUUAUAUUGGAAGACAGUCCAAUUUCACCAAGCUUAUGGAGGCAGAGGUGUGGAAAGAUGCGGCUACCCAGAUCUUCUUUUCUCUCUCUGUUGCGUGGGGAGGUUUGGUUGCCCUCUCAUCAUACAACAAGUUCCACAACAACUGCUACUCUGACGCAAUCUUCGUCUGUGUGACCAACUGCCUGACCAGCAUCUUUGCUGGGUUUGCCAUUUUCUCCAUCUUGGGUCAUAUGGCAUUCAAGGCAGGCAAGAAAGUCUCGGAAGUCGUAGACUCAGGGUUCGAUUUGGCGUUUGUUGCCUAUCCGGAGGCUCUCUCCAAGUUACCAGUCGCUCCUCUCUGGUCCUUUUUAUUCUUCUUCAUGCUUCUGCUCUUGGGCCUCGACUCUCAGUUUGCUACCGUAGAAACCAUCACAACAACUAUCCACGACCUGUACCCCCGGCUGAUGAACAAAAUGAGGAUCCCAAUGACCAUGGGCUUGUGCCUGCUGCUAUUUCUGCUCGGGCUUGUGUGUGUCACGCAGGCAGGAAUCUACUGGGUCAACUUAGUGGACCAUUUCUGUGCUGGCUGGGGAAUCCUUUUCGCGGCUGUCCUUGAAUUAGUGGGAAUCUGCUGGAUUUAUGGAGGAAACCGAUUUAUCCAAGACAUAGAAAUGAUGAUUGGGAAGAAAAGUUUCUGGUUCUGGCUGUGGUGGAGGGCAUGCUGGUUUUUCAUCACCCCUUGCCUCCUUCUCGCAAUUUUGGUCUGGUCUUUGGUCACAUUUGCACCUCCUACGUACGGCUCAAUAAAAUACCCCAGCUGGGGAUCUGCCAUCGGCUGGUGCAUGAUCAUCUUCUGCCUCAUCUGGAUCCCCAUUGUUGCAGUGUACAAGAUAAUAAAAGCUAACGGAAACCUAUGGCAGCGCAUUGUCAUCUGUUGCAAGCCAACUGACACCUGGGGGCCCGCCCUGGCAAGCCAUCGUGGAGAAAGGUACAGCCAUGUGAUCGAUCCCGUCAAGGAGAAAGACAUUGAGAUCCCAACCGUAGAUGCCUACAUACACAAGAUGGAAUGAAGAGAUGUCGCGGUACAAGUGCUGCCUUUCAAAAAACCCAACACAAAGAGUUUGAAAAUAAUGGGGUGGAAACGGAAGCCAUACUAUUUAUUCAGAGAACUUGUACAUUCUAUUACAGAGCAAAGGAUAAGUCAGUGGAGCUUGAAGACUGGUUCUUCAGCCUGGCUUGUGCCUGUCUGCACAGCUGCAGGGUGUGCUGAGGUUGCAAGCAAAGCCCUGGUCAAACGGUGCUUAAACUGGGUACAUGCUGUGCAUGGAGAAAGAGUGGGGUGGCUGUCCAGAGCUUGUGAUUCAAGCAUAGUUCUAAAUUCCAGAUGUGUUCAAGCUCAGUCUGUGUCAGGCAUAUGCCCAGUGCCUUGGCACACUGAAGUCCUUGCAAGGCAUGAGUUUGCAUGAGUCCUGUUGGAACUUUCAUCCACUGCCUGAUAAACAAGGGUCACAUUCCUAUUCUACCUCUCAGGGGCAUUACUUUGUCAAAUGCACUUCUGUAAUACUGUGAGAUGAUUUGCCCUGUAAGUGCCUAUAGCUGCAAUCCUGUGCACGCUUACCUUGAAGUAAGCCCCAUUGAUCUUAGUGGAAAUUACUUCUGAGUAAACCUAUCCCAAGAGCUGUGUACAAACACAAAAUUCACAGUCCUGCAUGUAAGCAGUUCAAAUCUGUGUACCAAAGAAAGAUGAUUAUGUGCAUAGUUUCAUCUGAUUCUACAUAAUUUAUUCUUUAAUUUAUAAGGUUUUGCAUUGUUUAUUCUCAUUUUGCAAUCCUGGGAGCAGUGGUCCUGGAAAUCCCACCCCCUAGCGGCUGUGAAUCUUAUUCAGCUGCUUCUUCAGCUUCUGAGCGUUCAGCAAUAAUUGCUCACCCUCAGGAAUAAGGGCUAAGCACUUUUUUAAAAAAACGAAAACACAGAUUCUCAGCCAAAUCCUGCAAAUCCUGUGUUUUUUCCCUGUGUUCUUGCAAGAAUUGCAGCAUACAUGCAACUGUGGAUAUAGCCAGAGGGCAGAGUGUGGCUGGCUGGCCAGCCAGGCUGAAGUGAUAUCCACUGUUUUUGGUCUCGUAGUUUACUGGUGGUACAUCUCAGCAUGAGAUGAUGAUGAUACUGAUGUUCUUGCUUCCUUCUACAUCUGGAUCACUGUUCCAUUUUGUAUGAGUGUGGGAGGGAAAUUUUUCUUCAGAAUGUUACAUGGACUGCUUAGUUUCCUCUUAGCCUACCAGUCUUUAAAACUCUUCAGCCAUCGUUAACACCACUUUUCACUUCGUAGUUCUCUUUUCUGUCUCCUGCAGAGGCAGAAAAGAAAUUGUGUCAGAAAGGGCCUCAGCAACAACUCAGGAUGCAGUCAGCACUCUUGAGCCUCAAAUUUGAGCUGUGUGGACUGAGACAGUAGUCUUGGGCUUCUUACAAGGAGAACAAGCACCUCUCUCUUGCCCUCUCAGGUGACCCCUGAUCAAAUGGAGGUAGGAUAUCUUACUGUCUCCAGUGAUGCUCCAACUAGCUCCUAAAGGACUUUCACACACGCUCUGUGCCCUGAAUUUCUGACUAUGGAAGGAUGUGUGGUAAAAUUCUCCUCAUAACUUGGCAGGAUGUGACAGAACAACCAUCUUACCAAAUUGUGGCCCUUUUCAGACUACCUGUCUAUUUCUGUUUUAGUAACUGGUUACUAACUUUUUUCCUGCCAUUUCAGACAGACCUGUUUUAGUAACUGGCUGCUAGCAGAAUUUAUUUACCAGUUCAUACAAGCCUGCUUGCCUCCUGUUGGUGAAGCGUGCCUGAGCCAUUGUUGACGUAAACUGCUUUCUUCCAUUUUCAAACCCUUCGUUGUGCUUCUGAAUCACUGUGAUGUGCUGUAUGAAAUUCCCACAGCGCUUCCUGCAAUGACACUUUGUUUUCCCGCCCUUUUUUGCUGCAUAUGCGAUCUUCCUUCUUCAGCAUUUUUUAAUGUUCUAAUGUGAGCACUAUAGCACUCAAGCACAAUCACAAUUCAGCGCGAUAGUGGCCUGGAUUUCAUUGAGAUGCAGUGCGAUUGCUACUGUUGUCACCUGGAAACAAGGACAUCACACGUGGCACUGUAGUCAAUCUCCACUCAGUCUGUGUCCUUCCCACCUCCAUUUCACAAUUUCCUGUCAUGAAGGCUGGGAUCCCAGAAGUCUGGUUAUCUCAGAUUAUGUGUGUUGUGUAUGUUAUGUGGAAGGGAAGAUUCAUGAACUGCAGUCCUUGUUUGAGCAAAUGAUUUUCUGCCUCUCCCUCAAUUUCUUUCAACUUGUGUUUUCUUGCACACAAUAUGGCAGGCAUGGGCAGAGACUGGAGUCUCCUCCAUCAUGGGUAGAUGGCCUGCGACAGUGAGGCAGGGUGGUGCUGGUUUUCCUGCAUACCUUUUUAUACUGGGAAAUUUUUGUUUGUUUGUUUGUUUGUUUGUUAAUUUAACAUGUUGC
Messenger RNA from Gekko japonicus, 4362 nucleotides. RefSeq names its product solute carrier family 6 (amino acid transporter), member 14 (gene SLC6A14). NCBI's taxonomy places the organism in Eukaryota, Metazoa, Chordata, Lepidosauria, Squamata, Gekkonidae. The record is from RefSeq and is a predicted model, not a curated record. Gene Ontology annotation, molecular function: L-proline transmembrane transporter activity. Gene Ontology annotation, biological process: sodium ion transmembrane transport. Bases 16 to 1938 code for a protein of 640 amino acids. Gene Ontology annotation, cellular component: membrane. The transcript is spliced from 14 exons.